GUAAGGCUCGUCCAACUUUCGAGUUUAGUUCGACUUCGACGUUGAAAUCGGAAACAUACUUUGAAUUUAAAACAAAAAUUAAGAGAUAAAAAUACCAAAAAACUAUGAUUGAGGAAUUUUUUGAAAAUCGCGAAAUUUUUAUUACUGGUGGAUCGGGCACCGUCGGGAAAGCUUUACUGGACAAACUACUGCGCUCAUGUAAUGUUGGAAGAAUCUAUUUGUUGCUACGCCCCAAGAAGUAUGCAACACACAGCGAACGCUUGCGGCAGAUGAAAGAACAUUUGAUUUUCCGUCGCCUGAUGAGCGAAAAACCAAAUGAAUUCGAUCAGAAAGUUACCAUCAUACCGGGAGAUGUGGAACAACCCCAGCUGGGUAUCACCCCAGAUUAUAUGGAAAAAUUGAAAAAUGUUUCCAUUGUUAUACACAGUGCAGCCACGGUGCGCUUCGAUGAACCUCUAAGGCAGGCCAUAAAACUAAAUGUUGGCGGCACUUAUGAAGUUUUGAAAUUGGCAGAGAAAUUCGAAAAUCUUCAAGCAAUUAUGCAUGUCUCAACCCUGUACAGUAAUCCCUAUUUGGAGUAUAUUGAACCCAAGGUGUACCCGGCACCAAUGGAUUGGAAAUUUUGUUUAGAUUUAUGUCAGCGCAAUGAUAUAAACGAUGAUAUGUUGGAUAUUCUGACAAGAAAAUUAAUCAUUGGCUUCCCAAAUACCUAUAGUUUUACGAAAAAUUUAACGGAAUCCAUGGUAAAUGAUUUUCGUCACAAAUUACCCUUGGCCAUAUAUAGACCUUCUAUUGUUAUCCAGGCCCUCGAAGAACCUGAACCUGGGUUCCCCACCGGUUUUGUUGGUGCCAUGGGCAUGUUUAUUGCCUAUGCCGCUGGUAUUCUCAAGGGUGUACCCACAACGCCCAAUAUACGUUUGGAUGUAUCACCGCAGGAUUUAGUAACCAAACAUUUACUCUAUUAUACCAUGAAAGCCACCAAAUCGUAUGAAAACAAUGAAAGGCCAAAGGAUAUACCCAUAUUCCAUACAGCAUCAUCUUCGCAUUCGGAUGUUACAAUCAUAAAAUAUAUUGAACUGAUAAAAGAGUAUAAGAUUUGCGAAGAUGUGGCUUUCGAGAAAAAUUUCCUCAUACCAGAUGCCGUAGUGACGGAGAAUCGGCUGUAUUAUAAAGUUGUGUUUUUCCUUAAACAAUUUCUACCCAGCCUUCUUUUGGAUGGCAUACUGCAGAUGAUGGGCCAGAAGCCACAGCUACUGAAAGUUCAACGAAAACUUUUCUCAACCCUGGACGUCCUAAAGCCAUUUAUGUUCAACAAUUUCGAUUGCAGCGGUACAAGUUGUUUUGACGAAAUGUACAAAAAGUUGCAUGGCACUGAUUUUAAUAUCGAUGUCAUGAAAUAUUAUAAUAACAGAUUUGUGCAUGCCGGUUUUAUUCGCGAUAUGAUGUUUAAAUCGCGCGAAAUUUUAUUAAAAGAAGAUCCCGAGACGAUUCCACGAUCAAGAAUUAUAUUAAAAAUUAAAAUUGCGCUGUAUCGGUUGAUGCAGUUAUACUUGGUCUAUAAGAUUUAUGAUCGUGUAAUUAUGCCAAACAUACCAGAGUGGGAGUGGAAUGCAGAGAGCGCCAAUAAUACAAUGGCUUUUAAUUCUAGCUUUAUGCAGAUGUGUAGCAGUAAGUGAUGUCAUAAACUAACAGUUGUGGUAUAAUACAAUAUAUAGGAGUAGAUGUAUAAGCUAUGUACAUAUGGGUGGUUAGAAUAAAAAUUUGUGCAACUAAAGUAAGUGUUAAAAUAACCCCAAAAAAUUAAGACAAACAAACAGGCUCUGAGCAUAAUAA
Messenger RNA from Musca domestica (house fly), 1833 nucleotides. Its product is annotated as putative fatty acyl-CoA reductase CG8306. Gene Ontology annotation, cellular component: peroxisome. Gene Ontology annotation, molecular function: alcohol-forming very long-chain fatty acyl-CoA reductase (NADP+) activity. The transcript has 8 exons. Bases 105 to 1676 code for a protein of 523 amino acids. The record is from RefSeq and is a predicted model, not a curated record. Gene Ontology annotation, biological process: long-chain fatty-acyl-CoA metabolic process. NCBI's taxonomy places the organism in Eukaryota, Metazoa, Arthropoda, Insecta, Diptera, Muscidae.